AACCUAACACAGUUUCAUAUUAUGUUUUAUGUUUUAUUAUUAUCAUCCCUAUCUAUCUCUCCCUCUCUUCUCUCAACAAAUCUAUAGAUCCUUCCAAUAUACCUUGUCUCACGCGGUUGCAGUUUUUGGAAGUGUCUUUGUCUUUCUGCUGUGUCGUCGUGUUUCUUCAAAAUCUCCAUAGAAACAAAAGAAAACCCUUUUUCGCACCAUGAGACCUCAAAGAACAUCGAUCCACGCCAUCUCCACAUGGGUCAGGCGACAACCACCAAAGGUCAAGGCUUUUCUCGCCGUCGUUUCCGGUAUGGCUGCUCUCGUUCUCCUCCGAUUCAUCGUUCACGAUCACGAUAAUCUUUUUGUCGCUGCUGAAGCUGUUCAUUCUCUCGGAAUCACCGUUCUUAUCUAUAAACUCAUGAAAGAAAAAACCUGUGCUGGAUUAUCACUCAAAUCCCAGGAAUUGACAGCUAUAUUUUUAGCUGUUAGGCUGUAUUGUAGUUUUGUCAUGGAAUAUGACAUACAUACCAUACUUGAUUUGGCUACUUUCGUUACUACGUUGUGGGUUAUAUACAUGAUUCGUUUUAAAUUGAAGGCUAGUUACAUGGAGGAGAAGGAUAACUUUGCAAUAUACUAUGUGGUGAUACCAUGUGCCGUGUUAGCCCUGCUCAUUCAUCCAUCAACAUCUCAUCAUAUAUUGAACAGGAUUUUCUGGGCGUUCUGUGUAUAUCUGGAAGCUGUUUCUGUACUGCCCCAACUUCGGGUCAUGCAGAACACUAAGAUUGUUGAGCCAUUCACCGCACAUUAUGUAUUUGCACUCGGUGUAGCAAGAUUCUUGAGCUGUGCUCAUUGGGUUCUUCAGGUGUUAGAUACCCGUGGACAUUUAUUGGUUGCCUUGGGCUAUGGUUUAUGGCCGUCAAUGGUUCUUAUCUCAGAAAUUGUUCAGACAUUCAUCUUAGCAGAUUUCUGUUACUAUUAUGUGAAAAGUGUUUUCGGCGGACAGCUUGUUCUACGCCUUCCCUCUGGAGUGGUGUGAUUGAAGAUCUACGCCCUCAGAUUUUCUUUUAACUUAAUCAGGCACCAUGUUUGGUUACUCAUGUUAGACUUAGAGUACAUUUUGUGUUGACAUGCUUAUUCUGUAAAGUUGGGGAUGAAAGAUAGCUAAAUAUAUUUUAUGUUCUGAGGUACCAUUAUUUAUCAUGUCUGGAAAUGCUUUAUACUACAUAAAAGUCUCUAUUUGCUUA
This is a messenger RNA of Trifolium pratense (red clover), 1235 nucleotides long. RefSeq names its product ER lumen protein-retaining receptor erd-2.2-like. The coding region runs from base 209 to 1027 and encodes 272 amino acids. Gene Ontology annotation, biological process: protein retention in ER lumen. The transcript has 6 exons. Lineage: Eukaryota; Viridiplantae; Streptophyta; Magnoliopsida; Fabales; Fabaceae. Gene Ontology annotation, cellular component: membrane. Gene Ontology annotation, molecular function: ER lumen protein retrieval receptor activity. The record is from RefSeq and is a predicted model, not a curated record.